CAACAGGUUGCAGUUUGACUGUGCGCUUCGUACUCUGUACAAUUCACAUACCAUGUUGUCGAACAAAUUUAAAACGCUCGUGCUGUUGAUCGUUAUCUCUGCUUUAGUCGCAGCUGGUAAAUUUGAUGCGAAACGUGACGUAUUUUACGAGAUGUAUUGUCGAUUUUCGAAUCAUUCAACUGCCACAACGUUGCAAGAAAUCGAUUCAAAUAUUUUGAAUAACGACAAUUUUAUUUUGAAUGGUGAAAAUGAUAAUCGAACGUUGAUCGGUGUGCAAAAUUGCAGAUGGAAUUGGCAUCCCAAUAGGCCGACCCGACUUUUUAUUCACGGUUAUUUCAGUGAUCAGGAUACAUUGCAGAAAUACGCGCACGCUUUUUUGGAACGAGACGAUUUUAAUUUCAUUGCAAUUAAUUGGUUACGUGGUGCAAAAACGAUUAAUUAUGUAAAAGCCAGACAUCGAAUUCGCGAGGUCGGACAAGCUGUCGCUCGAUUCAUUGAUUAUUUGGUUACGCUCGGAUUGAACUUAGAUGAACUCACAUGUGUCGGUCAUAGCUUGGGCGCACAUACGUGCGGAAUUGUAGGCAAAAACAUUAAGUCAGGAAAAUUGGCAACGAUAAUUGCACUAGAUCCAGCGUUGCCACUGUUUCAUUUGAAAGAUGAGAGUUGCCGGUUACAUUAUAGCGACGCAAAUUACGUUCAAGUCAUUCACACGAGUGGAGGUUUUUUGGGUGUUAAACAUCCCAUUGGUCAUGCUGAUUUCUAUCCAAAUUUUGGAUGUGUACAACCAGAAUGUGCGAGUAUUAUUCCAUUUGUUGGUGAGGUCUGCUCACACACCCGCGUACAUGAUCUGUUUAUCGAGAGUUUGAAGCGCACAUCUCGAUUUUUGGCAACAAAAUGUUUAUCAUAUGGCGAAAUAUACGAUGAAAAAUGCUCGGAGCACGGUGAAAACGCAUUGAUGGGUGGCGAUCUUGUGAAUCUUAUCAGUCGUCCAUUGGGCUUAUACUACUUGCAAACUCGUGGAAAAUCACCGUUUGCUAUGAGACAUUUGUUUUAAUAGUUUUUACUAUUACUAAUGAGAUUACUUUAUCCAAAAUUCAAAUAUAAAAUGAUUAUUUUAUAAUAUUUCGAAUCUUGUCAAUCAAAAUGCUAGUCGACGGAUAUUAAGUUUAGAAUCUGUUACCUGAAACAGUAAAAUGAAGAGAGAAAAAUUGAACAAUAUUUUGCAAAAAUAUAAGAGGAAGCGAAAAUCAACAAGAAUUAUAUUAAAAAUAAAAGAGACCUUGCGAGGUCAAAGAUAAUGGAUUUAUAUUUAAAAUGA
Molecule: messenger RNA, 1318 nt
Organism: Contarinia nasturtii (swede midge)
Lineage: Eukaryota; Metazoa; Arthropoda; Insecta; Diptera; Cecidomyiidae
Product: lipase member H-A-like
Exons: 5
Coding region: 53-1054 (333 amino acids)
Biological process (GO): lipid metabolic process
Molecular function (GO): lipase activity
Source: RefSeq, a predicted model, not a curated record